Messenger RNA from Didymodactylos carnosus, 522 nucleotides. The record is from the annotation of a GenBank genome assembly. NCBI's taxonomy places the organism in Eukaryota, Metazoa, Rotifera, Eurotatoria, Philodinida, Philodinidae.
AUGUUACGACAGUUUGAAUGCUAUUUAAAAGCAAUAUCCAUACGAGAAACACUUGAAUCGUGUGAUAAACUAGCAAUUGCAAAUGAUUAUAAUUGUAUUGGUUGGUACUAUGGUUUACAUAAAGAAUAUGACUUAGGCAUUGAAUAUUGUACGAAAUCAACGGAUAUUUUUGAAAAAUUUUCUUUAACAGAUGAACAAGAAAGAUCUUAUAGUAGUGUUCUCAAUAGUUUAGGUGUAAUUUAUGAUGGUAUUGGUAAUUUUGAAAAAGCAUUCGAUUAUUGUCAAAAAUCGAUGAAAAUAUUAGAAAAAUUAUCCUCUAAUGAUGACAGUGCUAAUACGUAUAAUUAUGAAAUAUUUGCUAAUAUACAUUUGUAUAAUGGUGAACAAAAACUGGCGGUAGAAUUUUAUAAAAAAUCAUUGAAUUUAUUUAAAAUUACACGUUCACAUGAUAGUUUAAGUAGAGAACGAGUAGAAAAGAAAUUAGUAAAUAUUAAUUCAGAACAAACAAAUUUGAAAAUAUAA